AGCCUAGAAAACCUACUGGUCAAGCCAGUGUUUUUAACAUGAUGUUUCGACAUCAGAGCAGAGAGACGUUUUUCUACCUUUGGGGGAUUUGGGGGAUGAUCAGAGCGAGCGUUACGUGCCAGUCACGUGUCAGUCCCGGGCGACUUUGGUUCACGCGACCCUUUUAAAUUCAUCGCCAAUGUUCUGCUGAACUCCGAGGAGGGAAUUCACACAGUUAACUAAAGUUAUGGCUACUUCAUCCUCAAGGGAACUUAUCCAAGUAGCAGCAUCCUAUUAAGUGCACUAUCAAAAGGACAGAGUGUGCACCUAAAAUGUAGGAAUCUCCCAUCUAGCUCUUCGAGCGCAGAACACCACCGAUAUUGCUGUACUAUUUGAGAUCAAGCGGAAAAUAGUGCAACAUCUGAUGGAAAAUGAAGGUGCAAGGCUAACCUUGAAACAGCUGUAGAUGCAUCUCCCUAUCCACACACCAGAGGAUGACGCUACAAUAGACAACAGAUCUGCCUUUCACCAUGCUACCUAAAGACCACAACAGCGAGCCCAAGGCUGCCAAGCUCAGCCUGUUCAACAGGAAUAAUGCCCUGAACGCCUGUAUGAAGACGGAGGAGAAGAAAGAGAAGGAGAUCCAGUAUGAGGAUUCCCCGGAUGGUGGCUGGGGCUGGAUGGUCGUACUUCACUGCUUCCUGGUGAACAUGCUGGUGAUGGGGACCCUGAAGAGCUUUGGGAUCUUCUUCGUGGCAUUCCAGGAUGAGUUCGGAGAGUCGGCAGAGCGUAUCAGCUGGAUCGGCUCUAUCAUGUCUUGCCUGCGGCUCUCUGGAGGUCCCCUGGCCGCUGUAGCGUGUGCGAAGCUGGGUUACAGAUUGACCUCUAUAGCUGGGGCUGUGCUGGUCGGUGUUGGCUUCCUCAUGAGUAUCUUUGCCACCAGCGUGGUGUUCCUCUACAUCAGCAUGGGGCUGAUUGUGGGUCUUGGUUUUGCGCUCCUGUACCAAGCCACCUCUGUUGUCACGGCAACAUAUUUCCGUAAGAGGUUAGCGAUGGCAUACUCCAUCGGGCGGUCUGGGAUGGGCUUGACCUUCGCCCUCGCCCCCUUCACUCAGCUGCUGCUGGAGCAGUACGCAUGGCAAGGAGCUCUGCUGAUCCUGGGAGGCCUGAUGUUAAACCUGGUGGCCUCUGGGAUGCUGCUAAGACCCAUCCACGUGAAGCCUGCACCACCCCCUUCCUCAUCUUCAUCCAUCCAAAAAAGCCCUCUGAUAGGUCCAGAGAAGAGCAAGGACCGCCCUCAGAAUGGAUGCUGCUUUAACGGAUCCACACCAUUAACCAAAGGCAUUGCCAAAUCAGACUCUUCUCCUUCCACUCCACCACCCCUGCACUGGGACACUGAGACCCCAGAGAAGGUCUCCACACCUGGGCUUGGUCAGAGCAACCACAGCUCCCCACCACCAAACCCUGAACUGACAAAGCUGGUCCAAAACGGGCAUGUUCAGGAGGCAUCCCCUACCACGACCACCAUAGACAGCCCCAGCCCCAUGGAACAGAAUGGUACCAUUAGCCUAAACGGUCCCGCUGUGUUUGGGUUCUCCUCGCCGAACGGCACCACCACCACCGUGGACGACCCCAUCCCACCGACCGUGAACAAGAACAGAGUCCUGGACUUCUCCCUGUUGAAGAACCCCUUCUUCUGCAUCUACACCUGGUCCGUGGUGUUCAGCCAGCUAGCAUACUUCAUCCCCUACUUCCACCUGUCUGCCCGGGCCAGGAACCUGGGCAUCGGGGCCAUGGACGCUUCCUUCAUCAUCUCUGUGGCAGGUAUCACAGAGUCUAUAGCCCAGCUAGGCUCGGGCUGGCUAGCGGAUAAGAACCUGUUCCAUAAGCACCACUACCACAAGUCCUACCUGAUCCUGUGUGGAGUGGUCAACCUGUUUGCCCCGCUGGCUAACACCUACAUUCUGCUCAUGGUCUACGCUGUGUUCUUUGCCAUCUUCUGCGGCGGUUACAUGGCACUGCUACUACCUGUCCUGGUGGACCUGGUAGGGCAAGAAAAACUCAACAACUCCAUGGGAUUCUCUAUGUUCUUCGUAGGCCUCGGCUGUCUGACAGGACCUCCUCUCGCAGGUUUCCUGUAUGACUACACCCAGACCUACGACUGCUCCUUCUACCUGGCGGGGGUGUGUUACCUGCUGUCCUCUGUCUCUCUCUUCCUGGAGCCCGUGGCAAGGAGGUGGCAGAGCAAAAACAAGAACGCAGACGCCGGCUGGAAGUCCAACGGCUGCUUCUGCCCUGAGCCUGAGCUUCCUGGCCCGAAGAACAGCAACGACAACGGCGUCGUCUAGAGGGUAGCUUCACCCCAGCUAGCACAUUUGGUUCCUUGGAAGUUUGUACGCAAAAUAACCAUAGGGCAAUCACCAUGCCUUAACAACCACUAUGGUCCUUAGAACGUUUUGGGCUAGCUGGGAUAUUACCAUACUCCCCAAGUCUCCUUCAUCAAGCCUGGAAUCAAGGUUAUGUAGACGGAGGGAGGGGAGGAUUGGCUUCCUGAUCCUAAUAUAUGCCAUUUAGACUGACAGUGAAGUGAGUACAGACAUUUUGGGGAUUUGUGAUCCCAGCGGGAAUCGAACCUGCGACCUUGACAUUGCUCUUACUAACUGAGCCACACAUAACUGUGUAGAGGGAGGGCAGAGUUGUCUGCUUCCCCUUUCUCUCUGCCUCCUUAAAACAAGCAUGGACCUCCAUGUGCCAACUGUGCCAGUUACCAAGGAAUACCCAACUGAUUGACUGUCUGACUGACUGACUGACUGUCUGUCUGAGGAGAAAGCCAAUGAAUACCCAAUUGACUGACUGACUGACUGUCUGAGGAGAAAGCCAAUGAAUACCCAAUUGACUGACUGACUGACUGUCUGAGGAGAAAGCCAAUGAAUACCCAAUUGACUGACUGACUGACUGUCUGACUGACUGUCUGAGGAGAAAGCCAAUGAAUACCCAACUGACUGACUGACUGACUGACUGACUGAGAAUAAAUUAUUAUGACCACAGCAAUGUUACUGUAAUAUCCUAAUAAUGGUUGUAUAUAUAACGAAGACUUUUCCUUCAGUCCAUAAAGAGAGGCGGCAGACGGAUAAUCCUGUUUUGUAACUUUUUGGAUAUAAGACAAAUGUACACUUAUUCUGCUUCUGGUCACAAAUGUUAUCUCUCAUGGUCUCAUGGCAUCGCCUGACACCUGCUACACAAAUCUCAUUCUAGUGUUGACUAACGUGGCUGGAACACCGUUCGGUAUGAGGAGGAAUUGAACAACGCAACAACCACCCGUUGUCUCUACAAUCACAUCCCUGUUAAAUCAGAAACGGUACACCAAUGUGGUACAACGUUCUAAAUAGCACCCUAUGUUCCCUAUAUAGUGCACUACUUUAGACCAGGGCCCAUAGGGCUCCCAUAGGGGGGCUGGUCAAAAGUAGUGCACUAUAUAGGGAACAUAGGGUGGUUUUUGGCACGCAGCCUUGUUCAACAGCUGUCUUUUUAUACCUAUAUAUAGUUAUACCUGUUCACAGAAACAUGCACUUUGUGGCAUUUUGAGAUCAUGUUGUAUAUGGUAUGGGUUAUAUACCAUAUAGAUUAUGUACCAUAUUUAUGGUAUAUACAGUGCCUUCAGAAAGUAUUCACACCCCUUGACUUUUUACACAUUUUGUUACA
Coregonus clupeaformis (lake whitefish) is the source of this 3681-nucleotide messenger RNA. RefSeq names its product monocarboxylate transporter 5. Gene Ontology annotation, biological process: monocarboxylic acid transport; transmembrane transport. The transcript has 10 exons. Gene Ontology annotation, molecular function: monocarboxylic acid transmembrane transporter activity. Bases 510 to 2327 code for a protein of 605 amino acids. The record is from RefSeq and is a predicted model, not a curated record. Lineage: Eukaryota; Metazoa; Chordata; Actinopteri; Salmoniformes; Salmonidae.